Messenger RNA from Rotaria sordida, 2224 nucleotides. NCBI's taxonomy places the organism in Eukaryota, Metazoa, Rotifera, Eurotatoria, Philodinida, Philodinidae. The record is from the annotation of a GenBank genome assembly.
AUAACAACAUCCUAUUGUGUGCAAGUGCACGAACACACACACACACACAUAUACAUCUUAUCUUUAUGUUUGGAAGGCGAUGCUGUAAUGUUGUGAGUACUGAUGGUAACAGCUGUGCAAAAACGAUAGAGUCAAAAAGAGGAAAAAAAAUAACUUUUGAUUUAUUAGUUGUAUCAAAUGACGAUCGUUAUAAGUAGCACGUUUUUUUUUCUCUCUUUCUUGUUCGUUAGGCUUUUCUAAAUCGAAUUUGAUGCAUGAUUGAUCAUCAGUAGAUUUUUUUUUGUGAACAAUUUAUAUACAUCAUGAAAGAACAAAUAUGUCAGAUGAAACAAUGUAGUUUCACAUUGAGAAAUACAACGGCUGCUAUUACUCGUGGUCUCUCAAAAAAAAAGAUGCGUUAUUCUAAAGUAGAGAAUAGAAUGCUGCCUAUUCGCUUUUGUUAUUACUCGUUUGCUUUAAGGCUGUCGACACACACACAUAAAGUAAUACGCACAAGGAAGGAAGAAGAGGCUUGUUGUUCUUAUUCUUGCUUUCCUUCUCCCUCUUUUCUGUCCCAGUUUCUUUUCUUUUCUUUUCUUUCUUUUUUUUUUGCUCGUUUCUUCUUGUAGAUUUUUUUUGCUACUCUCCCUUCUUACGACUACGUUGGUGUUAGUGGCGGCCUGUAGUGCAAUCGACGACAACGACAACGACGAAACACAGUCCCUUACCUCUUCCUAAAUGUUUUUGUGGUCGCAGUAGUGGGUGAUCCAUUUCCCAUUUUAUUGAAGUACACUCAUCUUUUACGCAACCGGCAUCUUAUAACACAUCGCAAACGCCUUCUUUACACCAUUUAAUUAUUGAUCCUCAUUCAUCCGGUCACGUCCAACAACAACAACAAACGCAACAGCAACAUUCAACAACAAUAACAAAUAUGGCAUUAACAGCUGAACGUGAAGCUUAUUUACGGCUGGCAGCACAUUCAAUGGAACGUUCUGAACAGAUUGCACCACAUUUUAAUAUUCGUUCGCCCAAAGCUUAUGGUGGUUAUGUUCCUUCACCAUCUCAUCAUGUUGUUUAUGAUCAAUCUCGACCACCCUAUAUAAAUGGACAUCAAACAAUAAUUAAUAAUGGUUUAUCACCAUCAUCGUCAUCAUCUUAUCAAACUCAACAACAUCUCAGUGAUACAAAUUUGUAUAUAAAAAAUUUACCACCUGAUUAUUCUGAUCAAGAUCUUGCUAAACUUGUGGAAGGUUGUGGUAAAGUGAAGUCAAUGAAAGCAAUAAUUGAUAAACAAACAAAUAAAUGUAAAGGUUUUGGUUUUAUUGAUUUUGAAUCUACUGAAGAUGCUCAAAUGGCAAUAGCUCAAUUACAAAAAAAGGGUUUUACUGCCCAAUUAGCUAAAUCUUCACAGCAACAAGAACAAGAUACAACUAAUUUAUAUUUUGCUAAUUUGGAUCCUCAAAUGACAGAACAAGAUUUACGACAAGCACUUAGUCAAUAUGGUACUGUUGUUAGUGUACGUAUUCUACGUGAUCAACAAAAACAAUCACGUGGUGUUGGUUUUGCACGCAUGAAUGAUAAAGAACAAUGUCAAGCAAUUAUUAAUCGAUUCCAUAAUCAGAGUUUUCCAGAUUUUGCUGAUAAACACGUACAUGUAAAAUUUGCUGAUGCUAGUAAUAAAAAUAAGAAAUUGUAUAAAACAGGUUUAGAUGACAUGAAAAGUGGUCAUCCAUUAUAUCCAAUGGAUCAAACAGUUUCUUAUUCAUCGCCAGCUGUGGUAUUUCCACCAUGGCCACAAAUGUCAGCAGCACAAAUGCUUCCUCAACAAGCUCCUGCUCAACAACAACAAGCACCACCAAUUGUAUCCGGUCCACCACCACAUCCACAACAUCCAGCUCAUCAUCCAAUGUAUGCUCAAGCAGCACAACUUCGACAGCCAUUAGGCGUUUUUAAUCCAGCUAUGCAGUCCUACAUGCAAUUAUCACAUGGACCAGGACAUGAAAGUGGUGCCACAUUUGUAUUACCGAUGCAACAAUUACAACAAUUACAAAUAGCUAAUGGUCAUCCGGGUGCAUUUUGUUUAGUUAAUUCACCACAUCAUCAUGGACAUCCUCAUGCAGCACUUUUUAUGCAAGCACCACAACAAACAGUUGCAGCUCAACCUCAACCACAACAACAAUCAGCACCACCACCUUCACAACAACAAAAUGAUCCAUCACUUAUUGCUUCACAAGAUCUGUCAUAG